UCUCUCUAACAGCACCACGCACUGUGGCCACGAGGACUGUCUGCUUACCAUAGACUUGCGCAUCAAGUACUGGAGCCGAAGACGCUGCCAUACUAAACUACUUUGUAACCAUGAGUGAGAGACAAGGAUCCGGAGCCAUGACGGCCAACAGCAAAGCUUCUGCUGGACAGGGGCGUCAAGGUCGCCAGGAAACCCCAUCAAAACACGAGAAGAAGGAAGUCCCAGCCGAGGACUUUGACAUCGACAUGAAGGCCCCGGAGACGGAGAAGGCUGCCGUUGCCAUCCAAUCACAAUUCAGGAAGUUCCAGAAGAAGAAGCAGGAUGUGAAGUCCUAGAGAGGGCGGGGCAGGGCGGGGCCAGACAGUCCCGUUAGCCGCUGGCUGGACCGCACCAGUUAGGGGCUUGGUUUUGCAUGUCAAAUGAAACUGCACCAUUAUGGACUCAACUGAGGGGUUGGGGAGGGGCGGGAAAGGAGGGCUGGGUGUUGAAGUGUCGAGGGAGGGUGUGUGUGUGUGUGUGGGGGGGGGGUGGUUAGGGGUACACUGAUACUGUAUCUUUGUGAAAUUCUAUGUGUAACGUAUGACUUGAUUGCUGUAUCCAUAGAUCAUGUUUGUGUUCUGAACACAUCCUGAUCUUUCCUAUGAUUUUGCUAUUUCAGUUUUGUAUUGAUUAUUGUAAUUCUUCUCUCUCUCUCUAUUAUACAGUUGCUGUAGCAGCCAAACCCUUAGUGGUCCAUUCAUUAUAUAUUAUUCAGUGUAAUAUACUUUGAAUUGUAAUAUGCUUGAUGAGUAAUUGGGAUCAUCAAACAAUUGAGAUGACACAAUGGUUUAUUUCACCCUGAGGCAGAAAAUGUAGCCAAAUAUAUAGUUCCGAUUGAUCAUCAUAUUCAGGACAUGAUCGUACAUUGGCAUUUGUUUCAGACGGGCCUCGUAAAUCUAAAGACUCCUUCUCCCAGGGAGGGUUGCUAAUGGCGUCUCCCCCUCGGUGAAAGCAAUCCCAGGCAUUACCGCUCGUCUGCUUGAUUUCCUCACUGUGGCCUGUGCUCACACUCCUGUAUGACUGAUGCAUUUACAAUUGAAUCAACGGGUCAAAUUUGCUUUCCGACCUCUUUUUCUGUGACAGAGCUAAAUCCAGGGCUUACGUCAUUAUUUAUGUCAGACUUGUGGAUCUACUUCCCUCAAACAUUGAUGUUUGUUUGCCUUUAUUUUGUAUUUUUUUGACACUGAAUUUAGUUUUUGGACUGUGUGUUUUUAUUGAUAGAUCUUGUGCUUGUGGUUCAAUCCCUUUUGUUUCUCAUCAAGGCUUUGUUUGACCCAAAUAUGUGAGAAAAAGAUCAGCCAUAAUUUGGUAGAUGGGAAAAAUAUAUAUAAAUAUGUAU
Molecule: messenger RNA, 1378 nt
Organism: Hypomesus transpacificus
Lineage: Eukaryota; Metazoa; Chordata; Actinopteri; Osmeriformes; Osmeridae
Gene: pcp4a
Product: Purkinje cell protein 4a
Exons: 4
Coding region: 111-335 (74 amino acids)
Cellular component (GO): cytoplasm
Molecular function (GO): calmodulin binding; calcium ion binding
Source: RefSeq, a predicted model, not a curated record